Acanthoscelides obtectus is the source of this 487-nucleotide messenger RNA. Lineage: Eukaryota; Metazoa; Arthropoda; Insecta; Coleoptera; Chrysomelidae. The record is from the annotation of a GenBank genome assembly.
GUGCAAAAUGGCAGCGAAAAAAGAAAGUUUUCCUAAGAUUACGUUAAGUUUGGAUUUACCUUCAUAGAAAAAGACGAGUUACAAAUGACUCAGUGUGUCAUAUGUAUGAAAGUUUUAAGUACUGAUAGCAUGAGGCCCAAUCGCCUCGAAAGCCAACAACAUCCUACUCUGGUUUUGAAGACGAAAGAGUUUUUUUAUUCUAAAGCAGAAUCAUCAAGCGGAUGAAACUGGAUAAAUCGGGAAGUUAUCACACAGCUUCAUUUGAAAUAGCUUUUAUGAUAGCAAAGCAAAAGAAACCUCAUACUAUCGGUGAAGAAUUAAUAAAACCAUGUGUCUUAAAAGCCACGCAGAUAAUUUUAGGAGAAGACGCAGAGCAAAAAAUGAAGUCUAUUUCUCUUUCGGAUAAGCGUAGAAUCGAUGACAUUGUGGCAGAAAUAAAAUAAUUAACAAAGUAAAAUUAUCGCAUUUUUUGACAUUAGUUGCGUUG